Messenger RNA from Achroia grisella, 855 nucleotides. RefSeq names its product brachyurin-like. Gene Ontology annotation, molecular function: serine-type endopeptidase activity. NCBI's taxonomy places the organism in Eukaryota, Metazoa, Arthropoda, Insecta, Lepidoptera, Pyralidae. The transcript has a single exon. Gene Ontology annotation, biological process: proteolysis. Bases 1 to 855 code for a protein of 284 amino acids. The record is from RefSeq and is a predicted model, not a curated record.
AUGCGCGCGUUUGUUGUAUUGUUUCUCUUUUGUGCCAGCCUCGCGUGGGCUUACAUUGAUCCCAGUGAGGACUUCAUCGGAUGGCAUGAGAAGGUGGGAGUUAAGAAUGCCCAACAAAUUAGGAAACGCGAAGAUCGAAUCGUCGGCGGUAACAUAGCCCCCGUAAACAGCCAUCCUUAUCUGGCCGGCCUGCUGAUAGACAUUAUUGGCUUUACGCAACCUUCGGCGUGUGGAGGAUCUCUCGUAUCGUCUACCAGAGUUCUAACAGCUGCGCACUGCUGGUCCGAUGGAAGAUUCCAGGCACACAGAAUUACAGUAGUCCUGGGUACACCUUAUCUGUUCCAUGGUGGAGUCAGAGUUCUUCCACAUGCGAUAGCAAUACACGCACACUAUGACCCUAGAACCUUUGCUAAUGACAUUGCUAUGCUGUAUUUACCAAAUCCAGUAGAAUUAAAUCAUGCUAUCCGACCGAUAUCUUUACCAUAUGGUCCAUUGCUAUCUAUGGACUACACUGGAGUGUGGGCAAGAGCUGCUGGCUAUGGAAGAUAUUCAGAUGUGACCACACCAGCGAAUACAGUUGCAAGAAACGUGUUUCUUCAAGUAAUAUCAGUGCAACAGUGUCGAAAUGCAUUCGGUGAUUUUGCUAGGGCAUCUAAUGUUUGCACAAAUGGGUAUGGCGGUGUCGGUAUAUGUCAAGGAGACUCUGGUGGGCCUUUAACAGUGACUACUACAGCUGGAGAAGAUAUUUUAAUAGGCGUCAGUUCAUUCGUAGCCAGCUACGGGUGUCAACUAGGACAUCCUUCUGCUUUUGCUAGAGUCACGUCCUUUAUAAACUGGAUACAUGCACAUAUGUAA